Rubroshorea leprosula is the source of this 773-nucleotide messenger RNA. NCBI's taxonomy places the organism in Eukaryota, Viridiplantae, Streptophyta, Magnoliopsida, Malvales, Dipterocarpaceae. The record is from the annotation of a GenBank genome assembly.
GAUAAAUAAUUCAUAUUAAAAUUAAAAAAUUUAUAAAAAAUUAUCUCUUUUGAGAAAAAAAUAUCUGCCAAAAAAAAAAUAUGAAUGAAUUGCCCACCCACCUCCAUUCUUAGCACGAAAUCAUGGGAUUUUGAACAAAUUAAAAGUGUAUCAGUUACUCCUUUUUGUUUCUUUCUUACAUUAAUAAAAGUUUUCUUUUUGCGCUCAAUGACAGUCUGGAUGUUGUAAGCCACCAACAGCUUGCGGGUACACUUACGUGAACCCGACCCUUUGGGUCAACCCGGUGAACCAAGCCGGCGACCCUGACUGCAUGCUGUGGAGCAACGACCAGGGACAGCUUUGCUAUAGCUGCAACUCCUGCAAGGCCGGACUUUUGGGGAACCUCAGGACAGAAUGGAGGAAGGCCAACAUAAUCCUGAUCGUGGCGGUUGUUGUACUCAUCUGGGUCUAUAUCAUUGCUUGUAGCGCCUUCCGGAAUGCUCAGACGGAGGACCUCUUCCGCCGCUACAAACAGGGUUGGACCUAAAUGGAAAAGGGAAAGAAAUUCGGGUUCCAUUUUACUGUUUUGCAGCUGUCCCCACUUUAGCAGUUUUAGGGCAUGGCUUAGUUUUCUACCUUUUCUUUCUUAUCUUUUUUGGUGGAAUCAUGAAUGUGCAUUUGUCUUGUAUGCAUUUGUACAUAUUAUCGCAUUCACAUGUGCUGUUCUAAUCUAGAAUGUAUGGACAGAAACAAGUUUGAAUAUUUGAAAUGCUUAAUAGAAUCUCAAUUAUCAU